GUACACACUGCUCGCUAUAGGCGCCUGCCUAGUUAUUAAAAUUUAGUUUAGUUAAUAGUAUUAUUUGACGCGAUUCGGACAGCUUUAAUAUACUCAGUAAUUUGCUCAGGGAAAAAAUUACGCUACUCAAUUUAAUCAAAAAACAAGCGCAGCAUGAGCAGUAAUUGGCCCCAAAAUGUUGGCAUUCUUGCCAUUGAGGUGCUCUUCCCCUCACAAUAUGUGGACCAAACCGAACUGGAGACUUUCGACGGCGCCUCGGCGGGCAAAUACACAAUUGGUCUGGGCCAGGCCAAGAUGGGCUUUUGCUCCGAUCGCGAGGACGUCAAUUCACUGUGCCUAACGGUAGUCAGCCGUCUGCUGGAACGCCAUCAAAUCAAGCAUACGCAAAUUGGACGCCUUGAAGUGGGCACCGAAACCAUUGUGGAUAAAUCCAAAUCGGUCAAGUCGGUGCUCAUGCAACUGUUUGCGGCAAGCGGCAACACGGACAUUGAAGGCAUUGAUACCACAAAUGCCUGCUACGGCGGCACUGCAGCGCUAUUCAACGCACUCAACUGGCUUGAAUCAUCCAGCUGGGAUGGUCGUUAUGCGCUGGCAGUCUGCGCCGACAUUGCUGUCUAUGCCAAGGGUGCAGCGCGUCCAACGGGCGGUGCCGGCGCCAUUGCCAUGCUGGUGGGACCCCAAGCUCCGCUGGUCAUUGAGCGUGGUCUGCGUGCGACGCACAUGGAGCAUGCCUAUGACUUCUAUAAGCCCGAUUUGAGCUCGGAGUAUCCUACAGUUGACGGCAAGCUCUCCAUACAGUGCUAUCUGUCCGCUUUGGACACCUGUUAUCGCCUUUAUCGCCAAAAGUUUGAGAAGCAGCAGCCACAGAAGUCGGCGCUGGGUAUGGACAACUUUGAUGCCAUGCUGUUCCACACGCCCUUCUGCAAGCUGGUGCAAAAGUCUGUGGGUCGUCUGAGCUUUAAUGAUUUUCUGCUGAGCAGCGAGACGGAACGUGCGCAAAAGUUCCCCGGACUGGAACGCUUCAACAGCUCCAGCUUGGAGAGCACCUACUUCGAUCGUGAUGUGGAAAAGGCUUUCCUAACGCAAUCAGCGCAGCUGUUCGAGAAGAAGACCAAGAAGUCCUUGCUGCUGGCCAAUCAGGUGGGCAACAUGUACACGCCAUCGGUCUACUCGGGUCUGGUUUCAUUGCUGAUCAGCGAGCCUGCAGCUGAGCUGGUGGGCAAGCGCAUUGGCGUCUUUAGCUAUGGCUCUGGUCUGGCUGCCUCCAUGUACUCCAUUAAGGUCACGGAUCAGGCCGCUGACUUUGAGAAGUUUGUGUCCAAGCUGGACUAUGUGAUGCCGCUGCUGAACUCUCGCGAAAAGGUAGUGCCUGAGCAAUUCUCGCAGCUGAUGGAGGUGCGCGAGAAGAACAAUCAUGCGGCGCCCUAUACGCCAACUGGCAGCAUAAGCGCGCUCUUCCCAGGCACAUACUACCUGAAGGAUGUGGAUGAGUUGCAUAGACGCACAUAUGAGCGCACGCCUACUAUCAGCAAUGGUGUGCACUAGCCAAAGGCCUUUACUAGCAACUGGAGCUGGAGCUGGAGCUGCAGAUUACUCUUGGGCUGGCAGUUCUACUACUUAACUUGACAAUAAAUCUAAAACUAAACACUAGCUGCUAACUAUUUACAUACGAUGUACAUACACACAACUGUAACGGUAUAUGUGUAUAUGCUCUAGCAAGCUUUUAACAUUAGCAUUUCAAUUGGUUCUAUGGUCGCCUAACUGCAAUAUCUGUGUAUUCAACUAAUGGCCUCUUAAAUUAUCAUUUCAUGAAUUCAGAAAAUCAAAACUUAUUUAUAUCAUGCCACGUUGUAAGCUCACUUUUUUAACUAGUGUCGGAAUUUUGAAUCUAUGCCUAUAAUUGUACAAUAUACUAACUAUAUAUUUAUACAAGUAUGCAUAGUGGGUGUAAUAUGUACUAUAAAUACAUAUGAUUGUUUGUAAAGUGCAAAAUAAAU
Molecule: messenger RNA, 1997 nt
Organism: Drosophila busckii
Lineage: Eukaryota; Metazoa; Arthropoda; Insecta; Diptera; Drosophilidae
Product: hydroxymethylglutaryl-CoA synthase 1
Exons: 2
Coding region: 154-1545 (463 amino acids)
Biological process (GO): acetyl-CoA metabolic process
Molecular function (GO): hydroxymethylglutaryl-CoA synthase activity
Source: RefSeq, a predicted model, not a curated record